AGGUGCUUACGUUGUAAGCACAGAGAAUUCAAACAAAAAAAGGCAGUUCAAUUUCUAAGCCAAGAACACAAGAUAUUAAGAUGAGUUGUGACUUCUGUUUCUCACAGGAAGUCAUUUCUAAACAAGGGGCGAAAGUUUGUAUUUGUUCCGUUUCCCUUUUUUCUGCAUUUUGUUGAUAAUAGUUGCUGGCCAUGGUCUUAACAGCGAUUUACCAAGCCCUUGCUAUGUGUCAGACACUGAACUGUUUUACAAACAGUAUCUCAUUUAAUCCUCACAAAAAUCUACCAGGAGCCAUCCAUAGCAUGAAACACUACUCAGAAAUUAAAAGGAAUGACCUACUGGCGCAUGCAACAACCUGGAUGAAAUUCCACAGAAUUAUGUUGGGGGCGGAGGUAGGGUUCCUAGUCAAUCCCAAAAGGUUACAUACUUUAUGAUUCUAUUUAUCUAACUAAUCUAUUCUUGAAAACACAAAAUGAGGGAAAGGGAGAACAGAGUAGUAGUUGCCAGGGGCUGGAGAACAAAAGGUGGGAGGGAAGCAGGUGUGGGUAUAAAAAGGCAACACAAAGAACCCUUGUCUUGUGGUGAAAAUGUUCUGUACCUUCACUGAUCAAUUUCCAUAUCCUGGUUGUGAUAUUACUGUACUAUAAGUUUUGCAAAAUGUCACCUUCGAGGGAAACUGGGUAAAUGGUGCUAUUUCUUCCCCCUGCAUGUAAAUCUACAAUUUAUCUCCAAAUAAAAAGAGAUAAAUUCAAAUAAUAUAAGGAAAUUGGGGCUCAGGGUGGUAAAACAAUUUCAGAGCCAGAAUGCAAACUCAGGUGUCAGACUGCCAAACCUGAGCGUUUGGAGACUUGACUCUAUUCAAGGGAACCAAGAAGGAGGACCCCAUCGGGCCUAGAAGUCCAUUAGACCAGGGGACCCACGGGUGUCAUGGGCUGAUGUGUUACCCGGGGUCUACUGUCCUGAAAAGGCUGAGAAUGUGGCUUGGAGAAACUAUUUGGUAAGCCCUGUGGGUUGGUGCUGAGUGCCAACAUUGAACAACCGGGUUUCCCCUUCCCAAGGUGUGUGAAAAAGGGAUGAGAGUGUGUGUGUGGGGGGGGGGUCCCCCUAUGUGUUUGUCUAUGUGGGUGUCUCCAGUUAGGUAUCCCCUUUGUCAGUUACUCCGUGAAUAUGUCAGUUUCCGGGUGAGAGAGGGUAGGGUGAUGUGCAAGUUCUGCCUACGUGUGUGCAGGUCGGUGUAUACGUUAUGUUUGGGUGCACCCGGGGCAGGUCUCCCCGGGUCACACCCACAUAACUUGUUUCUAUGAGGUUAAACCAUUUGAUAAUACCUCCCCCAAAGCAAAGCUGACUAUUGAGCCAGCCUGUCACGAACUGGGUCUGUGUACUGUAGAUAAACUGGGUAAUUGGACUCUCCGCCUCUUCAUCCAAAACAAACACUCACAGACCGCCCACCCCCACGCUGGAAGGAGUCUGGUUCCUGUCAUCUGGGUACUUGGCUCCAGUGCCCCGCCUCUCUGACCCUGUAGACAAGGUGAGCGUCUCCCCGAGGGGCCCUUCCCCUCCCCCGCGGGCGGACGCUGCCAGCGCUUAUGUAAAGAGGUCACGGCCUGCUCCGCCGCCGCCGCCGGGCGCACGCGGCUUCCUGCACAGGUGUGGCGGCUGCGGGCGGGGAUGUGCGUGGAGCAGCCUGGCGGGCCUCCUCCUCCCGGGCGGCUCCGCUUCUCCUUCGCGCUGCUCGUUCCUUCUCCUCGUCUGCAUGUGUGACAGCGGUGUGCGGGCUGGGGAAGGACAGCGCGCCCUGUCCCCAGCUCCCCGCAGCCCUGGGGGGGCUCCCCGCUCCCGGGUGAUGCGCUGCCUGCGCCUCGCCGCCGCGCUCCUCGGGCCUGGCUGUGGCCAGGCGCGGACGCCGCCGGACCGCGCAGUCUGGAGGGACUGUGAAGCGCUGGCCGGCGUCGGGGCCCUUGCCCCGGGGUCGGGCGGGAGCCUGCGGACGGGAGCCAGAUGGAGGCGGCGAGAGGGGGCGCGGAGUAGCGGGCGGCCCCCCGGGCUCGCACCUCCCGCGGCGCCGUGGCGCUCCGCGGGCACUGGGGCGCGGCGGGCGGGGCCCCCGGGGCUGCCAUGGAGGUGCCUAACGUCAAGGACUUCCAGUGGAAGCGCCUGGCGCCGCUGCCCAGCCGCCGGGUCUACUGCUCCCUGCUGGAGACCGGGGGGCAGGUCUAUGCCAUCGGGGGAUGUGACGACAACGGCAUCCCCAUGGACUGCUUUGAGGUCUACUCCCCCGAGGCCGACCAGUGGACCGCCCUGCCCCCCCUGCCCACGGCCCGGGCCGGGGUGGCCGUCACCGCCCUGGGGAAGCGGAUCAUGGUGAUCGGGGGUGUGGGCACCAAUCAGCUGCCCCUGAAGGUCGUGGAGAUGUACAACAUCGAUGAGGGCAAGUGGAAGAAGAGGAGCGUGCUGCGUGAGGCCGCCAUGGGCAUUUCUGUCACGGCCAAAGAUUACCGAGUGUAUGCGGCAGGCGGGAUGGGCCUGGACCUCCGUCCGCACAACCACCUCCAACACUAUGACAUGCUCAAGGACAUGUGGGUGUCACUAGCACCCAUGCCCACCCCGAGAUAUGCUGCCACCUCCUUCCUCCGAGGCUCCAAGAUCUAUGUGCUAGGGGGACGACAGUCCAAGUAUGCAGUCAACGCCUUUGAGGUUUUUGACAUCGAGACUCGCUCCUGGACCAAGUUCCCCAACAUUCCCUGUAAGCGGGCCUUCUCCAGCUUUGUGACCCUGGAUGACCACUUGUACAGCCUGGGAGGCCUGAGGCAGGGUCGGCUCUACCGGCAGCCCAAGUUCCUCCGGACGAUGGACGUGUUCGACAUGGAACAAGGGGGAUGGCUGAAGAUGGAACGCUCGUUCUUCCUCAGGAAGCGGCGGGCAGACUUUGUGGCCGGCGCUCUGAGUGGACGGGUCAUAGUGGCCGGAGGACUUGGGAACCAGCCCACUGUCCUGGAGACAGCAGAGGCGCUCCACCCCGGGAGGAACAAGUGGGAGGCCCUCCCCACCAUGCCCACGCCCCGCUGCGCCUGCUCCAGCAUUGUCGUCAAGAACUGCCUCCUGGCUGUGGGGGGCGUCAACCAGGGUCUGAGCGACGCAGUGGAAGCCCUGUGUGUCUCUGACUCCUAGCUCUCAGCACAGCGCCUGUGCCCCGGACCGGAUCAGCCCACUCCCCACAAGAGGAAUGGUCUCAUCAAAGCAGUGUGGGCGACUUCCCAGGAUGUCAGCUCCUGUCAGCAGCUAGUGGGGUCAGGCCCCGGGGUUCUGAGGGACCUCCCUCCGCCUCCAAACCCUACCCAUCCCAGGAAACCAUGCGAAGUCCCAGGGACUCAGCCAGCCUCCAGCUGGAGGCCAGCUGAACUCUGAGGAGAGUCCCCCCUUCCUGCUCAGGCAGAGAAAGACACAGGAGUACUGGCUACCUCCCCUUCCUGUGAGUUCCACCUCCCCCCGUGUCCAGGGUAGGGGGUGGGCAGGGCCGAAGACAGCUGCUAUCACUGUCCUCUCCCCAGCUCUGAACUAGUUUGAGGGUCCCUCGGGAUGGAAAACGGAGAAGGUUCGCAAGGAGUCCCAAACCCCUCGCUUCUCCCUUGGUCUACAUCCUUUCCCCAUUUGGUGGUCAGCCGUGGGCCUGCCCUAGCCCUCGUCCCCUCAGCAAGAAUUGGCCUUGGAGUCAGGUUCACGGGGACUGGUCCAGGUCAGUAGCCUCGGCCAGGAAGGACCCGUGCCUCUCGGGUCCUCGACGGGAAAGUGACGAUGCGGAAGCAGCAGACGCCCAGCCCAGGCUCUGCUUCCCGCUCCUCCCCUCGCUCACUUUCUCCUUCGGCCACCCUCCCCUCGCCCUUUCAUCACCCGCGGCCCCAGCGCAUUUCUGGGCAAAACCUUCUCAUGUACACUGUGGCAUCCAAAUCCACGAAGGAUGGAUUAACUGCACUCUGGUUAACAGCAGCAGCACAACAAUUAAAAUCUAUAUUCCUA
Molecule: messenger RNA, 4014 nt
Organism: Felis catus (domestic cat)
Lineage: Eukaryota; Metazoa; Chordata; Mammalia; Carnivora; Felidae
Gene: KLHDC8A
Product: kelch domain containing 8A
Exons: 6
Coding region: 2116-3168 (350 amino acids)
Molecular function (GO): protein binding
Source: RefSeq, a predicted model, not a curated record